Messenger RNA from Gekko japonicus, 4290 nucleotides. RefSeq names its product GLI family zinc finger 2 (gene GLI2). Gene Ontology annotation, molecular function: RNA polymerase II cis-regulatory region sequence-specific DNA binding; DNA-binding transcription factor activity, RNA polymerase II-specific. Gene Ontology annotation, cellular component: nucleus. The record is from RefSeq and is a predicted model, not a curated record. The coding region runs from base 76 to 4263 and encodes 1395 amino acids. The transcript has 12 exons. Lineage: Eukaryota; Metazoa; Chordata; Lepidosauria; Squamata; Gekkonidae. Gene Ontology annotation, biological process: regulation of transcription by RNA polymerase II; smoothened signaling pathway.
GACCUCUCUCUCAUCCGUCUUUCUCCACAUCCUGCGGGACCUGCAGAAUCGCCUUUCAACCCUCCUCACCCGUACAUGAGCCCCCACAUGGAACACUACCUCCGAUCUGUACACAGCAGCCCUACCCUGUCCAUGAUCUCAGCUGCUAGAGGUCUCAGCCCGGCUGACAUUGCACAUGAGCAUCUGAAAGAAAGGGGUCUCUUCGGCCUCCCCCCUCCUCCACCGGGAGCCAACCCUGCGGAUUACUAUCACCAGAUGACGCUCAUGGCCAGCCAUCCAAAUCCUUACGGGGACCUCCUCAUGCAGAGCGGGGGAGCAGCCAGUGCCACGCACCUUCACGAUUACCUCAGCCCUUUAGACGUCUCAAGAUUCUCCAGUCCAAGGGUGACGCCAAGAUUAAGUCGAAAGCGAGCAUUUUCCAUAUCCCCAUUGUCUGAUGCCAGCAUUGAUCUUCAGACAAUGAUUCGGACUUCCCCAAAUUCCUUGGUGGCCUAUAUAAAUAACUCCCGAAGUAGUUCUGCAGCAAGUGGAUCUUAUGGGCAUUUAUCGGCAGGGGCAAUAAGUCCAGCAUUCACCUUCCCCCAUCCUAUCAAUCCAGUGACAUAUCAACAGAUUCUGAAUCAGCAAAGAGGCCUGAGUUCAGCGUUUGGACAUACGCCUCCCUUCAUCCAACCAUCCCCAACAUUCCCUGCACGGCAGCAUGUGGCGGUCAUCUCUGUCAAUUCUUCACCUGCUCAGAUCAGCAACACCAGCAAUUGCAUAGAUGAUUCCAACCAGCGCAAGCAGAGCAGCGAGUCAGCUGUUAGCAGCACUGUCAAUCCAGUGAUUAACAAACGCAGCAAAGUCAAGACUGAAAUGGAAACCCUGCCACCAGCUUCCCCACCUACUCAGGAGCAUCUGACAGACUUGAAAGAAGAACUUGAUAAGGACGAAUGCAAACAGGAGCCUGAAGUUAUUUAUGAAACCAACUGUCACUGGGAAGGAUGUGCAAAGGAGUACGACACUCAGGAUCAGCUCGUCCAUCACAUCAAUAAUGAUCACAUUCAUGGGGAGAAGAAAGAGUUUGUCUGUCGCUGGCAAGACUGUACACGGGAGCAGAAGCCAUUCAAAGCUCAGUACAUGCUAGUCGUACAUAUGCGAAGGCACACUGGAGAAAAGCCACACAAGUGCACGUUUGAAGGUUGCUCCAAAGCCUACUCCCGGCUAGAGAACUUAAAGACACACCUGAGAUCUCACACCGGAGAAAAACCUUACGUCUGUGAACAUGAAGGCUGCAAUAAAGCUUUUUCGAAUGCUUCUGACCGAGCAAAACACCAGAACAGGACACAUUCCAAUGAGAAACCCUAUGUCUGCAAAAUUCCAGGCUGCACGAAGAGGUACACAGACCCCAGUUCCCUCAGAAAACACGUGAAGACGGUGCAUGGGCCAGAGGCACACGUCACCAAGAAACAGCGCAAUGAUGUUCACCUGAGACCGCCUCCCCUUAAAGACAAUAGUGACAACGAAGCAAGUGCAAAGCAGAGUAGCAAAGCUGCCGAGGAGAGUGCUGAGGCAAACAGCACCACCAGAGGGGUGGAGGACUGUUUACAAGUCAAAACGAUAAAGACAGAGAAUUCUGUGAUGUAUCAGUCCAGUCCUGGUGGCCAGUCAUCAUGCAGCAGUGAACCAUCACCACUUGGGAGCACCAACAACAAUGACAGUGGAGUAGAAAUGAACAUACACAGUGGAGGAAGUCUGGGAGACCUGACCGCAUUGGAAGAUGGCACUCCUGUUGUGGACUCGACAGUUUCAUCAGGAAACGCGACAGUCAGUCUUCAGCUAAGGAAACACAUGACAACAACGCAACGCCUUGAGCAGCUCAAGAAAGAGAAACUCAGGACGGUGAAGGAUUCUUGCUCAUGGUCAAAUCCAGCACCUCAAAUGAGAAACACCAAGCUGCCUCCCAUCCCAGGCAAUGGUAGGUCUGGCUGUGGCUAUCCACUGGACAACACGGGUGGAUCUUCUGCAGCAUUGCCUAACCCAAGAAUAACGGACUUGUCCACCAACGAGCUUACAAUGUUGAAUCAACUAACUGAACGUCGUGAUAGCUCAACCAGCACCAUCAGCUCUACCUACACAGUCAGUCGCAGGUCAUCGGGGAUAUCCCCUUAUUUCUCCAGUCGCCGUUCCAGUGAAGCAUCACAAUUUGGAAACCGUCCGAACAACACAAGUUCUGCUGACUCCUACGACCCAAUUUCCACAGAUGCAUCACGCCGAUCGAGUGAUGCCAGCCAGUGCAGUGGGAUCCAAGGUCUUCUGCACCUUACACCAGCUCAGCACUACAGGCUAAAAGCUAAGUAUGCGGCAGCCACGGGUGGCCCUCCACCCACACCAUUGCCUAAUAUGGAAAGAAUGAGUCUAAAGAACAAAAUCUCCCUUCUUGAUGGGUCAGAGCCUACUUUGCCUUCAUUUCGCCACCUUCCUGGUCCAAGGCGUUGUAGUGACGGUAACCCUUAUGGGUAUGGAGCACCAGCUGCCUUCCCUCAUGAAGUGGUAGGCAAUAAUGCAAGGCGUGCAAGUGAUCCUGUAAGGAGACCGCCUGGAGACCCUACUUCCCUUCCUAGAGUCCAUCGUUUCAAUAGCACCAACAACAUGAAUCCUCUUCACCCUCCAUUGGACAGAAGGAACUUCAACCUUUCAGGCUAUACACGUUCAGACGGAAGCCUCACCAGGCACAUGUAUUCCCCAAGGCCACCAAGUAUUAGUGAGAAUAUUGCCAUGGAAGCAAUGUCUGGUGAGACUGAUGGUUCUGUUGGAGAUGAUGAUAUAGUACUACCUGACGACGUAGUGCAAUAUAUCAAAUCACAAAACAAUGGGAUGGCUGGAGAAAACUCUUCUAUAGGGUAUGGCAAUGAGAUGCAGAGCUUCCAGGUGAAUGCAAAAGGACAACAGAACAGCAUGCUAAACCAAUGUAGAAUGGCUGUCUCAGAUGUGAGUAUGAAUCAUUCCGAUCCAGUGAUGGGUGGGUGUCAAAUAAACUUUGGUAUGUCCUCCAAUAUGUGUAAAAACAACAUGCCUGUCCAAUGGAAUGAGGUUAGCUCAGGUACUGUUGAUGCAACCUCUGCUCAAGCAAAGCAACAGUUUUCACCGCGGAACUUGGGUGUAGUCCAUCAGAAGCACAACUUCAGCCAGUAUCACAGCUUCAACCACCAGCAGACACAGAUGGCUCAAAACAUGGAUGCAAACCUGCAGCAGUUUAUGCACAAGAAUGCCGGCAUGGAUGGACAAAAGUUAAACUGCAUGCACUUAAAGCAGCAACAGGCAAAUCUAAAUCCUAAUAACAAUCCAGAUUUGAACUCACACCAAGGGUAUAGCCAGGCUCAUCAAAUGCUGAGCCCAAACACAAUGAGCAGCGAUCUCAAACAGUUUUCCCCUUCCUGUAACAACAUAAUAAUGAAGACUGCAUGCCAUGUUCAUCCUCAGCCAAUGGAUGCUAUGGCUGAUACAAAUUUGAGCUUUUCAUCUCAGCCAACACACAUGAACCUCUCAGUGGCACAGGAAGUGUUCCAUCAGCCUUCUGCACUGAUGACCUCAAAUCAGACAAAUUUUGAGCCACAACAGGAUAUGAUAGGUAGAUUUGAACACAGCUUCCCUUCUGGUGUAGUACAGCCUCAUCCUCCAUCUAAUCCCAGUCCAGCAAACAGAUACCGAGGGAUACGUGCUAUGCAACAGUUGGGUUACAUGAGAACACCUCACCCGUUUACUGAUGUAAGUCCAGGGCAGGAUAAGGCAGAGACCACCCCUAAGAGAAUAAAUGGCGUGGCCUCAUCUCAGCCUCAGCCUUGCAACAGUGAUAUGAGAGAAAGCCAUUUAAUGCACUAUUACGGUCAAAUACACAUGUAUGAACACAAUGGAAAUGUUAAUAACCAUGAAGACUGUAGUGUACGACAGCAGCAGUGUGCAUUAAAUGUCAAGCCAGCCACCAUGCCCUCUCCUGGAGCUAAUCAAGUUUCGAGCACUGUGGACUCACAGGUUCUGGAGCCUCCUCAGAUAGAUUUUGAUGUCAUCAUGGAUGAUGGUGACCAUUCAAGCCUGAUGUCAGGGACCCUGAGUCCGAGCGUUCUGCAGAACCUCUCCCAGAACUCUUCGCGCCUUACAACUCCCCGAAACUCUCUGACACUGCCAUCGAUCCCAGCUGGAGUUAGCAAUAUGGCAAUCGGGGACAUGAGCUCUAUGUUGACCACCUUGGCAGAAGAGAGUAAAUUUCUUAACAUGAUGUCUUAAUGCUUAAAGCACAACUGUCUAGAAUUA